Messenger RNA from Lactuca virosa, 2106 nucleotides. NCBI's taxonomy places the organism in Eukaryota, Viridiplantae, Streptophyta, Magnoliopsida, Asterales, Asteraceae. The record is from the annotation of a GenBank genome assembly.
AUGUCCGAAGGGUGUGCAGAUUCAGCUCGAACGAAACUAGAAGCAAGUAAAGACAAAGAUGCAGUUUCCAAAGAAAAAGAAGCAGAAGGCAUAGAUGUGGUUUCAGAAGAAAAGCAAACUGAAGACAAGGAUGAGGUUCCAACAAAAACAGUAACAAAAGAAACAGAAACUCAAGACGUCGACGCGGUUCCAGUUGAGAAAAAUGGAAACGGCCAAGAGAGAAUUCCAACAAAAACAAAUAUAAAAGGUGAAGGAACAGAAACUAAAGUUGAUGAAAAGAUCAAGAAGCAGUUAUGCGAAGUUAUUAUGGACGGGAGUGUGUGGGAUCUGCACGUAAUACUAUUUGGCAAUAAACACGUACUAACACAGGAAAUCAACAGUGAUGGUAACAUGCCACUUCAUAUAGCUGUCGGAAUAGGUAAGAACCGUAUGGUCAGUGAAAUGUUACGGUUAAUCAAAGUUGAACAAUUACUUGAAAUGAAAAAUAAGAAUGGAAGCACAGCCCUUCACAUUGCUGCAAUAGUCGGCAAUACAGAAGCAGCAAAGCUCUUGAUUAAAAGAAACAUAAAGUUGUUGGUAACAAAAGACCUUAAAGGCGAAACACCUUUGGAUAAAGCUUUUGACAAUAUGCAUCUCGAUACCGUUGAAUAUUUGUUGAAAGCCGCCAAGGGGGAUGAGAAACCGGAGAAAAAUACUUCUAGAAUAGGCGUCGAACUUCUUGUUAAUGCUGUUUCUUCAAAGCAGUAUGAUUUAGCAAUAAAGUUGGUCGAAGAUUAUCCUGAAUUUGUUGUAGAGAAUGAUAAUGUACUGAUGGCAAUAGCUAGAACCUUUCCCAGCGGGCUAGACUAUGGAGAAACACUUAUAUAUCCAGUUUUGGACAAUAUUUGUACAAAGAUUGUGGAAAGAGCUAAGUGCCUGCUAUUAAUAUUAGUAAGCCCAUAUUUCGUUUGCAAGCAAAUCCUGGAGGACGAAAAAGUGAUAUAUUUUAUUUUACUACUGGUACUAUUCAUCAUUUUAGGUGUUCCACUGCUCAUGCUUAUAUGGAUCUAUGUGUUGAUGCGCCUCCUCAUAUUGAUUGUUUAUUUCCCAUUCUUUAUGUUUUAUUUCAGCUUGUGGAAGGUUGCAGCAAUAUUCGAUCGCUAUGCUCAUUCUCACUAUUACACCGGACCCAUUCUAGAGGCUGCUCGUCAAAAUGCUUAUGAGGUUGUUGAUGAGAUUUUAUCGAGAUCCCCUGAAGCAAUUCGGUAUAAAGAUGAACAAGGGUAUGACAUUAUACAGUUAGCAGUAAUACAUCGUUCAGAAAAGAUUUACAACCUUAUUUAUCUCAUGGAGGAGCGUAAGAGCAUUUAUGGAACACUCGAAGAUUCAUCAAAGAACAAUAUGUUGCACUUGGCUGGAAGAUUAGCUCCUUCCCAGAAGCUCAAACGCAGUAUAGGUGCAGCAUUUCAACUACAAAGAGAGCUUCAAUGGCGAAAGGAAGUCAAGAAACUCGUUUUUCCAGCAUACAUUACCAAAGAGAACAUUUUUAAGGAGACACCAGAUAUGGUGUUCACACGGGAACAUGAGAAUUUGGUGAAGGAAGGAGAGAAGUGGAUGAAAGCUGUAGCAGAAUCAUGCAGCAUCACCGCAGGACUAAUUACCACAAUAGUGUUUGCAGCAGCCAUUACGGUGCCAGAUGCCAUGUCACUAUUUGCAUCCAGUACAGCAUUACUAAUGUUCUUGUCGAUCCUCACCGGACGUUUUUCUGAGCAAGAUUUCCUACACCGUUUGCCAAGAAGAAUGAUUAUUGGUCUUGUCACCUUGCUCCUAUCUACAACUGCAAUGAUGGUGGCCUUCGGCACAAACAUUGUACCUUGUCUUUGUUAUAAAAGACCAUGGAUGGUUGCUCCAAUUUGUGUAUUAGCUUUCCUCCCAAUUGCAGCGUUUAGUACUCUUCAGAUCCCCAUUAUAGUUGAUCUAUUUCGGUCGACAUAUGCACGCAUCUUUGGCAAGCCAAGCAACAAUAGCAGCAUAGGAUUUAUCCGAAUGAUAUCCGGUUGUAUUUUGGCAAGUGACACUGAGCAUGCAUCUUGGAUUAAGCAUUCUCUUUUACUUCCCAAAGGGUAA